AUGUCGCAAACCAUUGCCUCGGUUCUCGACGCUCAGAGUGCUCUCCUCGAAGCCGCCUCCGAGGCCCUGCCUCACCAAUUCUCGCAAUGCACUUACCCACUCGGGCCUAUCCGCCAGGCAGUCUAUCUCUGCUUAACCUGCAAGGAACCCCGCGGGAUCUGCUCCGCCUGCUCGAUAGCCUGCCACAGUGAACACGAGCAGCUCGAGCUGUUUCCAAAGCGCCACUUCCGCUGCGACUGCCCGACCCAGGCGCUCCUGCAUCCCUGUACACUGCACAAGGCGCUCGAGGAGCGGAAUACGGAGAACCUUUAUGGCCAGAACUUUCAAGGGGUAUUUUGCCGCUGUGGGAGGCCGUACGAUGCAUACAAGGAGCGCGAGACGAUGAUCCAGUGUCUUGCCUGUGAGGACUGGUUCCACGAGUCGUGUCUGAACCUACGAGAGCGACCUCUUUCACGUGAGCCAAGUCCACAAGUUGCUGAAAACGAGGCACGCGAGGGAGAUGACGCGGUCUCUGAGGCGUCGACAUCCGGUCUUCCUCCGCCGCUCGUCAGUGCGGAUGACUACGACAGCCUGGUCUGCAGUGCUUGCGUACGCGAGAUUCCGAUACUUAGGCGGUACGCUGGCACGCCUGGCGUGUUAAUGGUAAUACGGGACAACCCAGAGGGACCAUGGAAAGUUAUAGGCCGACAAGAUUCUCAAGAUGAGACGGUAAAUAUCCAAGAAAGAGAGAGCGAGGUUGGGGAGAAGAGGACGCAUUCCGCUGACCCUGCUAGUGUCCCUGAGGCGAAACGAGCGCGUGUCUCUCCCGAGCCGGAAACGAAGGGAGCCGCCUCUUCACCGUGCCUGGCGCCGCCUCCGAAUCCAGUUGCUCAGGAUAUCAUCAGCCGUCUACUGUCUGAAUCAGAUACGGCUGCUUCUGACGAUUCGCUUGGAAAAGGCGACAUCUUUCUCACGGAAGGCUUUCGGGAGCGUUGGUGCAAGUGCCCGGCAUGCUUGCCUUCACUCGAAAACCACUCUUACCUUCUUGCGGAAGAGGAGACUUACGAACCGCCGGAAGACCCAGACUCGAAACUGACACUGGAGGAGCUCGGCCUGCGUGCGCUGCAGCGCCUCCCGCGUGACAGGGCGAUAGAGGGGAUCCGCGCGUUCAACACUAUGCGAGAUGAGCUGAUGAAUCACCUUCGUCCGUUUGCGGAGGAGGACAGAGAAGUGACUGAGGAGGAUAUAAGAGCGUUCUUUGAGCGGCGGUUGCAGGCGAACCCGGCAGAAUGA
This is a messenger RNA of Laetiporus sulphureus 93-53, 1272 nucleotides long. RefSeq lists its product as uncharacterized. The coding region runs from base 1 to 1272 and encodes 423 amino acids. Lineage: Eukaryota; Fungi; Basidiomycota; Agaricomycetes; Polyporales; Laetiporaceae. The record is from RefSeq and is a predicted model, not a curated record. The transcript is spliced from 5 exons. Gene Ontology annotation, cellular component: cytoplasm. Gene Ontology annotation, molecular function: zinc ion binding; ubiquitin protein ligase activity.